Messenger RNA from Conger conger (European conger), 6635 nucleotides. It is a transcript of the gene syt11b, whose product is annotated as synaptotagmin XIb. Lineage: Eukaryota; Metazoa; Chordata; Actinopteri; Anguilliformes; Congridae. The transcript has 4 exons. Gene Ontology annotation, cellular component: axon; membrane; synapse. Gene Ontology annotation, biological process: vesicle fusion; calcium-ion regulated exocytosis; cellular response to calcium ion. The record is from RefSeq and is a predicted model, not a curated record. Gene Ontology annotation, molecular function: clathrin binding; phosphatidylserine binding; SNARE binding. The coding region runs from base 236 to 1612 and encodes 458 amino acids.
GCAUCACUGGCCUUGAACGGAAGAAGGAUAGAACAAGCAAGAACGCAUUGUUGAGACCGUCAGCCAUUAUCGCUCCGCUAGGAGAAGGAUUGGAAGUUCUUCGUUCAGACAACGCUCAGAACAAAAUAAAUAUAAAGGGGGCGAAAGUGUACUACAUGGAAAUAAAAUAGAGACGUGACAUUUUAUUUUUUUAUUUUAUUUUCUCACUACAACGCACCAUUCAUUGAGUUUCAAAAUGGCUGAGAUUACCAAUCUAAAACCAGAAUAUGACGUAUCCCCAGUGCUGGCCGGCUUCAUCGGGGCGGGGGUUCUGGUGCUGGUGGUGGUUCUGGCCGUCCUGCUGUGGACCUGCUGCCAGCGGCGCUCUCGGCAGCGGACGGGCAGCUACAAGCUCCACGGGCCCCACCCCUGCGACUCGGCCGCCGACCCGCCCUACAAGUUCAUCCACAUGCUGAAGGGCAUCAGCAUCUACCCCGAGACCCUGAGCAACAGCAAGAAGGUGGUGCGUGUGGCGCGGCGGCCGGGCGGGCGGGCUGAGCGGGACCGCGAGUGGGGCCGGGUCGCCGGGGGCAGCGGCGGGGUCCUCCUGGUGGACGCGGCCGAGAGCGGCCUGCUGGCCGGCCCCCAGCUCCAGAUGAACCAGCUGGUGGGCCAGCCCAAGCUGGAGCGCGACCUGCCCAUCCGGGCCGACUACUGCUGCCUGGAGAGCAGCUCCGCCAGCAGCAGCGAGACCAGCAGCGCCGCGGCCAGCAAAACCGCCACGCCCUUCACCCCCGCCGACGGGCCGGGCCUGGGGGAGCUCAGCCUGGCCGUGGACUACAACUUCCCCAAGAAGGCCCUGGUGGUGACCAUCCAGGAGGCGCGGGGCCUGCCGGCGGUGGACGAGCGCUCGGGAAGCUCCGACCCCUACGUGAAGAUGACCAUCCUGCCCGAGAAGAAGCACCGCGUGAAAACCCGCGUGCUGCGCAAGACGCUGGAGCCCGUGUUCGACGAGACCUUCACCUUCUACGGCGUGCCCUACAGCAGCCUGCCCGAGCUGGUGCUGCACUUCCUGGUGCUCAGCUUCGACCGCUUCUCCCGCGACGACGUCAUCGGCGAGGCGGUGGUGCCCCUGGCGGGCGUGGACCCCAGCACCGGCCGGGUGCAGCUCACCCAGCCCAUCUGCAAGAGGAACAUACAGUGUGUGAGCCGGGGGGAGCUGCUGGUGUCUCUGUCCUACCAGCCCGUCACACACAGGCUGAGUGUGGUGGUGCUGAAGGCCAAGCACCUGCCCAAGAUGGACAUCACAGGCCUGUCAGGCAACCCCUACGUGAAAGUCAACGUGUUCUACGGCCGCAAGCGCAUCGCCAAGAAGAAGACGCACGUGAAGAAGUGCACGCUCAACCCCAUCUUCAACGAGUCCUUCAUCUACGACGUGCCCGCCGAGCUGCUGCCCGACCUCUCGGUGGAGUUCCUGGUCAUUGAUUUCGACCGCACCACCAAGAACGAAGUGGUGGGCCGGCUGGUGCUGGGCACGCACAGCCCGUGCUCCUCUGGCGCCGCCCACUGGCGGGAGGUCUGCGAAAGCCCCCGCCGGCAGAUCGCCAAGUGGCACAACCUGGUGGAGUACUAGUGCCGCCAGCACCCCCGCCCGCUAACCCGCCCCGCCAACGCGCCCCUCUGUUAGAGAGCGUCGCACGCUCCCCCUUCAUACAUUCUGAUUACCAACAAGCAAACAGACAAACCCCCUGGAAGGACUUGUACAGUGAACUGCUCUCAUCAAAAGGAAAUCUGAUGGUGAUGAUGAUAAUGGGGUCGAAAUCAAUUCUGAAAGGACUUUUUACAAUUGUAUCCUUAAGAAAUCAGAGUGCACAUGCACACACCCGCCUCCCUACCCUCUUAUGCACAGCCAAACACGUCUCUACUGCCUCACACACACGGACAAGCGCACGCACACAGACACACACACAAACACACACACAGACAGGCAAACGCGCACACACACACUCACACGCAGACAGGCACAGACUCACACAAACACACGCUCAUCAGACCGGCGUACACACACCCCCACACACACACACACUCACACACAGACAGGCACACACUCAUACAAAUGCAUACACAUGCAGAUACACACAGACACGCACUCACACGCAGACAGGCACACGCAAUCCAACACACACACACACCCAGACAGGCAAAUGCGCUCACACACGUGCACAGACAUACAGACAGGCUCUCACACACACAGACACACACACACACACAGACAGGUAAAUGCACAGACACACACACUCAUACUUAUGAGUCAAUGACACACACUGACUUGUGGGGACUCACAGCCUUGCCAUUCCCUCGACCCCCUUCCUUUGGUCGUACUGCGGUGGUAUAUACGUUCAUUGUAUUGCAUGUUUGAACAAUGAAAAACAUUGGACACAAAGAAGUGCAUAUUGCUGGAACUCCGAAUGACAAGUACUUUUUCUCGUGUUUCUAAUCCUAACAGAUGGGUAUUCAUGAUACUUGUACUAAUAAUACUAGUGAAUUUUAAAAAAGAGGUCAUCCGAGUGUGCUCUGACAUCACCCUGGGGUGAGGGAGAGGUCAGUGGACAAGGAGACGAGGGCCUCUUAGCAUUAAAGCUCCAUAUUUAACCAUUUCCAUCUCCUCUUACUAGGGCCAGCUGUGAAGUCCAUGACAAUAUAAAUGUAUUGCUACAUUGUGGACAUUGCAGACAUUUCAAUGUGAUGGAUUCAAGCAUUUGUAAAAAAAAAUAUUGUCUACGCAGAAUUGUGUACACUCAGUGGCCAGUUUACCCUGCUCCUCCGAACAGCGAAUCCUGUGGCAGCAGCGCUACAUAAGGCAUGUAGACACGGUGUAGAGGAUUAGUUGUUCGAUAGAAAUGAUAAUAGGAGAGGCGUGUGUGACUUUUAGUGUGCUAUGAUUGUUAGUCUCAGAAACAGCUUGCCCUCCUGGUAUUUUCACACACUACUGUCUCUAGUACACAGAGAUUGGUGCCAUAAACAUAACAUCCAGUGAGCGGCAGUUCAGAGGGAUAAUGCAAGAUAAUGCACCGCGUCACAAAGCACCGGCCAUCUUGCACUGGUUCCGCUAGCAAGAUCUCAAUACAGUAGUGUACCUUGGCUAUGUGGUGGACCGGGGUUCAUAGCAUUAAUGCGUGGCCCAAACAUGUGCAGGAAGUGUGUGAUGCUAUCGAGUCAGCAUGGACAAAAAUCCCUAAGGAAUGUUUCUAGCACCUUGAUGAAUCAGUGCAAUCAAGAUUAGAGGCUGUUCUGAAGGCAAAAUGGUCCUAUCUUGUAUUAGAUGUACCUAGUAAGUGUCCACUGAGUGUAUAAGGGGAUAUGUUCUCACCCUAGCAAUGCAUAUAGAGGGGAAAAAAUGUGUGUGUAAUCGGCCAGGGAUGAUUUACAUUUUAUAUCUGUACAAUUUACAGAAUAACACUGAAAUGAAUAAGGAUAAGUCACAUUUUCCAUGACUCAGAUGUGGUUGUUGUUGUUGGUGAAGAAAUCAUUCUAAACUGAAUGAUACCUGAACAUAAUUUUAAGAUUUGGUUUUAUAUUUGCCAAAGAUUUGGGGGUUUGAUUAUCUCAUGUGAGUUUUGAAGUAAUAAUUUCAGAUACAUUCCUAAUUUCUUAAGUGAUUAGUAUAACUAAUUUGGCUGAAAAGGUUAAUGACAUGGGUUCAUUGAAAUGACAUUGAAAGUACAAUAUUGUGGUAUCAUUUGAUUCAUAAUGGGACUUUCGUAUUCAUUAUAUUUUUGCUUUCGUCAUAACACAAAAUAUUUAUUCAGUGCACCUGUCCUAUCUCAUGUACGUGUCUAUUGUUGAAAGGGAACCUUGGUAAUGAAAAUGUGUGUAUGCGUGCCUGCGUGUGUGUGUGUGUAUGUGUAUUUGCAUUAUGUGGAUGCAGGAGUUAAGUUUCAGUUUGUAAAAUUACUGAAAGUAGGUAGAGGUGUCCAUUAGGUCAUGGGUUAUUUCUAAUUUCCUUUCGUAUUUGCAUUUGUCAUGAUCAUAAAACUGAUACAUUGAUCUAUCAUGGAGAUUCCUGCACCAAAGUUGCCUUUGGAAGCUUUUAACUGUGAGUUGUCAUGGAGGCUGUUUAACACAGUGUGUGUGUGUCAGCUGCAGGGAAGGAAAGUGUUACUGUAAUGCAUAUCUGCUUACAGGCACAACCCAGUGAUACGGACGGAUUAUACAGUUAUGAAAUUAUUUCCCAGUCCAUUUAUCAUUAUCGCCAAUGUGACACUGGGAUGAUUACACCCAAAUAACGUUGAAAUGAAGCAGUCUGGUCUGUGUGAAGCAUUGGACCUGUGGCUAAAUUAAGCUAACAUACAUUAGCCCGAUGGCAUAUUGUCUGGAGCUUUGCAUUGCGCCGGCUCUGCGGAGCGGCUCUGAAGCAGUCACAUGGGUGCGGUUUGGUUUCUUUAUCUUUCUUUGCACAGGCAAAGGCUUCACAAGUAAAUUUGGUGCAGCUACCUUUUUAAAAUGUAUCUGGGCGCAUGAACACGCAGCAAGACGUAUAAUGGUGAGGCAUUGCAUGGACUGGGAAGAUGGGUGCAUCAAAGGAUUGGAUUUCCUGUAGAGACACGCAUUAGCCGCUCACGCUAUUACAGUUUAAACUGCCAGAUGUAGUGUAGUGCCAGCAUUCUGGAUUGUUUUAUUUAUCUCAUCUGGAAAAGCCUUAGAGUUUGGUUAAGUGCAUCUUUCAUGAUUAAAGGUGUGGUAGACAUCUGAUAUUUCAGACACACGAUAGUAUAUUUUCUGUUUCACUUCUCUUAUCGUAGGGGGAAAAAAAGGUAGAUUGUACAUAUUGUAAUAUAGGAAGCUGAAACCUUACUAUUGUUUUUUUUCUUAACAAAUUGAAAUAUAAACUUAGAGUCAAAUUGGGAAUAACGAAGAGGAAAUGUACUGUGAUCUGAGCAUGUGCUUUCGUUAAUAUGUCAGAAACUUCCCCACAUGUCUUCAUUCCCUCUCCAGUAAGAGGCAGACAGAUCUCAACCUGAGAAAUAUGUCAUGGCUGUGGGAAGGCAGAGCAAUUGGAUACACAUUAUCUAUUGUCUGUUUUGGUCAUUUUUCAACAUUUGCAUUUUUAUUUGAGGAAAGCACAGUGCACAAAAUCUUUCAUUGUGAAAAGCUUUUACAGCAUUUUUAAAGUACCAGGUAACAAUAUGGUAAAUACUGUAUUUCGGUGUAACGGUAUACAAAAACAAUACCUAUGGAGCUGCUAACAAAAAAAGGGUGGUCAAAAUGAUAUUAGUUUGAAUUUUUGUAUAGCCCCUCUUGUCUUGUUAAGAGAUUGUCUCCAUGGUGAUUUGCGAAGAACAUACAUGAAAGCCGUUGAACGGCAGUGAGAUCUUUGAGCUUUUCCUCCAUGUCUGAAGCCUAAUGUGUACGCAGCUCCUCAGAUGCUGGGGUCUGCUGGGGCCCCUUGUGUUUGACUGUAGUGAUUACUGGACAGAAAUAUGUCGUCAUUUCUCAUCUGAAAUUGUGUGACUGAAGAGACUGAAGUUGCGGAUUGUAAGACAUUGGGAUAAGAGUGCUGAAAGACUGCUGACAGCACUCACAUGCAGUCCCACGGGCGGGGGCCCCCAUGGCCCCCAUGGCCCCUCUGACAUCGGAAACAUUUUCCUCUUCCUCUUUGUCUCUCCGUGUUUCUCCUGUUGUCCUCCACAUUCUCGACAAGCUCAGCCUUCUUCCCCUUUCUUUGAACCUCUCUGCUGUGCCUCUCUCUCAUUUCUUCCAAUCACCCAUUCUACAUCUUGAUUUACAGUAGGAACUAUUGCAUUAAUAUUGAUUCUCUCUUCUGGAGAGGAGGACAGAGGACAAUGUUGUGUGGUGUGUUCUGGCUAUGGGACAUAGAUUCUGUGUUCUGUUAGAGGUUUGAGUUUAAUUGUGAAAGAAUGAGAAUACCACUGUUAUAUGAGCAGAUAGGUGUGUGGGUAUAUUUACUCCCUCUCAGACGUGCAGCUGAGAUUCAAUCAACUAUUUCAACAAAAAAAUCGUAACAGCUAAGUUACAGUAUAUAUACAGAUGCACAUCAGAUGCAUUUGUGUCAACUUGGUUCUUUGUUGGUCAGUGGUUCUUUGAAAGAUGCCCAGUAAACACAGAACACAAGUUCCUAAGUGUGAACCCCCAGCACAGUUUUGAACUGUUCUCUGCUACGUAUCCUCUUAACUUUUGAGAUGGUUCAGCUUCUGUUACCUUGUGUUGGUUUAAUCCAGGGCUCCUGGCAGCGUUUCUCCCUGCUGCCUGCAUACUGUUGCUUGAGGAUGCUUGAGGGCUCCCUGUAGAGUAUGAACUUGCCCGCUUCUCCCAACCUGGCUUUCUCUGAUAUCCCAUGUCUUGGGUUUUCCUGUCUGCUCUCUUGUACAUUGAACCGGGGAUGAUAUACAAAAGGUCAAUUAAUAAACUGUAAUAGAAGUAAUGACCAAUGAAUAUUAAAUUGAUAUCAAUCACAAUUCAGAAUAAGUAAUUUUCAUUUGGAAAGACAUGGAGUAAAAAAAAAAAACUGAAACUCUUAACCGUGUAAACUGCAUAAUGCCAUAAAGUCUAUGCUAAAUAUAUUACACUAAUGGUAACGUCUAUGUUGAAUUUGUUAAUACACAUUGAACGUGCAAAUAAAAACUGAUACACCAGUA